AUGUAGUAUACAGCAAUUAGCAAUUGCAAAUUGAUAUCACCUUACACAGAAUAGGAGAUAAACUCUAAGGGGUUAAAUAAUUCAAUUUCAGAAAUGAGUCCAAUGAAGGUAGAAACUUCUAACCCAGGUAUUUCAACAACUCAGCAGUUAGUCUCUCCUCAAAAAUUUAGUCGGACAACUAUGAGAAUCAAUUCAAUUCCACUCGAAUAAUUACAACCACCAGAUUUACCAGAAUCUGAAGAAAUAUUAUCAAUUGAUAAAUAAAGAGAAAACUAAGCUGUACUGAUUAAAAAGAAAUCGCCAUUUGCUAAAUUGAUUACUAAUUGCCAUUCAUUAAAGUUUGCGAAUAAAAUGAUUAGCUUUAUAAGGCCAGAUUGUAAAUUUUCUCAAAAAUAACAUGAAAUUUUAAACGAUUAAGCAAGUUCAUACAUGUAAUAGAAAGGAAAGAUAAGUGGUAAUUUUCUACAAUAAAAUAUCAAUACAAUAGAUUUAUAGAUAAGAAUUAAAAUAAGAACGUGGAAAAAUGGUGUAGUAAAUAAAUUGUCUGGAUGUUUUUCUCAAUUAUAUAAUUAUAUUCCAUUAAUAGAACCAAAUAAUAUUAUGAAAUUAAUAUGGGACUUUUUGCUUUGUCUGAUACGUAUUUAUUUGAUAAUCUGGUCACCCAUCAUUAUAUCAUUUCCAUUUUUGUAGAACGAUCACGCUAAUUAUUUUAGAAUUAGUUGUGUAUUUCUUGCAUUCGACUUGGUGAUAAGAAACUUUACUAUUUAUUUUCAUAAAGGAUUACCGGUUAAGAAUCGGUAUCAAUUAUUUAAAAAGCAGCUCAAUUUUGGUUUGGCAAUAGAACUAGGGAGUAUUUUAUUUGGAAUACUAGUAUCUCUAGAUUAUUAAUUAAGCACAUGGUUUUUUAUGUUGUUUUAUUAUUAAUUGAGAAACAUAAUGAAAUUGGUGGAUAUUAUUCAGUAUAAUUUAAAACCUACUAAAAUGGUCAGUUCUGUAAUAGAUCUAUUUAAAUUGAUAGCCACAGUGUUAUUAAUAUAGCAUUUCUGCGGUUGUUUAUGGUAUAAACUAUAUAAAUGAUUUCAUAGGUUAAAAUUAGGAUAAUAUUACGAUAGUCAAGGUUAAAUAAAUUGGAUGAUGGAGGUAAGGAAUGAAAGUUGGUAAGUUCAAUUUCUUGAGUCUUUCUAUUUUAUGAGUGUAACCAUGUUUACUGUAGGGUAUGGAGAUAUCACGCCUACAAGUAUAUUAUAAAUAUAAUUAGAUUCANUGUAGAAUAAGUAAAUGAUUUUAUCUAGUAUCUUCAGACAUAUAAUUUAAUUAAAAUGUAGUAUACAGCAAUUAGCAAUUGCAAAUUGAUAUCACCUUACACAGAAUAGGAGAUAAACUCUAAGGGGUUAAAUAAUUCAAUUUCAGAAAUGAGUCCAAUGAAGGUAGAAACUUCUAACCCAGGUAUUUCAACAACUCAGCAGUUAGUCUCUCCUCAAAAAUUUAGUCGGACAACUAUGAGAAUCAAUUCAAUUCCACUCGAAUAAUUACAACCACCAGAUUUACCAGAAUCUGAAGAAAUAUUAUCAAUUGAUAAAUAAAGAGAAAACUAAGCUGUACUGAUUAAAAAGAAAUCGCCAUUUGCUAAAUUGAUUACUAAUUGCCAUUCAUUAAAGUUUGCGAAUAAAAUGAUUAGCUUUAUAAGGCCAGAUUGUAAAUUUUCUCAAAAAUAACAUGAAAUUUUAAACGAUUAAGCAAGUUCAUACAUGUAAUAGAAAGGAAAGAUAAGUGGUAAUUUUCUACAAUAAAAUAUCAAUACAAUAGAUUUAUAGAUAAGAAUUAAAAUAAGAACGUGGAAAAAUGGUGUAGUAAAUAAAUUGUCUGGAUGUUUUUCUCAAUUAUAUAAUUAUAUUCCAUUAAUAGAACCAAAUAAUAUUAUGAAAUUAAUAUGGGACUUUUUGCUUUGUCUGAUACGUAUUUAUUUGAUAAUCUGGUCACCCAUCAUUAUAUCAUUUCCAUUUUUGUAGAACGAUCACGCUAAUUAUUUUAGAAUUAGUUGUGUAUUUCUUGCAUUCGACUUGGUGAUAAGAAACUUUACUAUUUAUUUUCAUAAAGGAUUACCGGUUAAGAAUCGGUAUCAAUUAUUUAAAAAGCAGCUCAAUUUUGGUUUGGCAAUAGAACUAGGGAGUAUUUUAUUUGGAAUACUAGUAUCUCUAGAUUAUUAAUUAAGCACAUGGUUUUUUAUGUUGUUUUAUUAUUAAUUGAGAAACAUAAUGAAAUUGGUGGAUAUUAUUCAGUAUAAUUUAAAACCUACUAAAAUGGUCAGUUCUGUAAUAGAUCUAUUUAAAUUGAUAGCCACAGUGUUAUUAAUAUAGCAUUUCUGCGGUUGUUUAUGGUAUAAACUAUAUAAAUGAUUUCAUAGGUUAAAAUUAGGAUAAUAUUACGAUAGUCAAGGUUAAAUAAAUUGGAUGAUGGAGGUAAGGAAUGAAAGUUGGUAAGUUCAAUUUCUUGAGUCUUUCUAUUUUAUGAGUGUAACCAUGUUUACUGUAGGGUAUGGAGAUAUCACGCCUACAAGUAUAUUAUAAAUAUAAUUAGAUUCAUUGGAGAAGAUGUUUUGUAUUUGUUACAUGUUCUUAUCGACUUUGCAAUAUUCUUAUUCUGUCAACACAAUUGGUCUGAUACUUACUCAAAUGAAAGAGAAUAAUGAAAUGAUUCGAUAAAAGAUGACUUGCAUUAAUGAAUAUUUGCACUGUAAAAAAUUAAGCACAGAACUUUCAAUGAAGGUAAGAGAAUAUUUCAAUUUUUAUUGGAAUUAAGAAAUUAUCCAAAAAAAAAAUGAACAAAUAAGACUUAUAACAUUAUUGCCUGAGAAUCUACAGUAGAAAUUAAAGUUGGAAUCAGCUUCAUCUUUAAUUAUUAAAUGCCCAUAUUUUUCUCAAUUUCCUAAGCCUGCAUUAGAAUGUUUGCUCUAAAGUACAGAGUUUAAUGUCUUUCAGCCUGGAGUUCACAUUAAUGCAUAGGAAUAUAUUUAUAUAAUAGAAAAUGGAAAGGUUGAAGUAAUGCAAGAUAAGGUUUGAUUAUAAAUAUUUUAGAUUGUAAUUGACACACUAAAAGAGAAUUAAUUUUUUGGUUUGCAAGAACUCUUUACGGCAAGUGACAACAUAAACUACAAAUCUGCUGAUUUCUCUAGUCUAUUAAUGAUACCUCGUUCUGAAGUUCUAAAAGUGACAAACAAAUUCCAAUUACAAAUCAUACCAGAAAAGUUUUGUUACAUUUGCCACGAUAAAAGACAUUAUACUAAUCAAUGCAAUGUUGUUCAUUAUAUACCUGAUAUGGAGAAAGUCAUAAUGAGACAUAACUUUCACAAUAUUCAGGAAAGAAGAAAAUUGAAAUAAACAAAAAAAAGUAAAGCUCGAUUUUCUGCAUUAAAUGAAUAAAUUUUGAUAUCAGAUAGUGCUAAAAUAUAUUAAUUAGAAAAUGAUAUAGUUCCUGAAAAUGAUAUUCAAGAACAUCAAAGUUAAGGGUUAAGUAUCCAUUAAAACGGACCUCCUAAAGUUAACGUUGUUACUUUUGAAGAUUAGCAUGCUUAAUUAAAUCCUCCAGAAUGGCUAGUUGAGACCUCAUUUCAUCCUGCUAAAUUCAUGCAACGAACAGGCCUAUUAUAGCAAACUUAGAUUUUAGAUAGCUUUAAGAAUAAAAGGGAAAAAAAGUUAUUAUUAUCAGGGGCAUCCAAUAAGUAAAGUGAUCAAACAGUUCUUUCUGACAAACCAGGAGAUUGCUAAGAAGCCUUAAAUAAAUUAUAAUCUAUCCUUCCUAAAUUGUCACUUAGGGAAUAUGAGAAGUGUUUCUUUCUGAUUAAGAAGCUUGAAGGAGAGUUGGGCUAAACAGAAAUAUCAGGAUUUGAAUAGCUUAAAGAAUUUGAUAAAUUUGAUAGGGAAUGGAAUAUUGAUAGAGUCAUCACUAAAUUGAUGAGGCCUAUAAGAAAGAAUAACGUAGAAAUUUUAAAUUAGUUAAUAAAAAAAUAUUCAAGAUAUCUAUUAUUUCCAUUUGAGUAUAUACGGCUAUUUAAAAAUUCCUUAAUUGAAGAAGAAGAUGUCAAACAAAACAAAUCCUAUUUGGAAUAGGUUAGACAUAGUGUAAGACACUUUCUAAAAAAGAAGGCAACAACAGUAUUCCCAAUUAGAUGA
Paramecium octaurelia is the source of this 4169-nucleotide messenger RNA. NCBI's taxonomy places the organism in Eukaryota, Ciliophora, Oligohymenophorea, Peniculida, Parameciidae. The record is from the annotation of a GenBank genome assembly.